Molecule: messenger RNA, 915 nt
Organism: Chlorella variabilis
Lineage: Eukaryota; Viridiplantae; Chlorophyta; Trebouxiophyceae; Chlorellales; Chlorellaceae
Exons: 5
Cellular component (GO): intracellular anatomical structure
Molecular function (GO): oxidoreductase activity, acting on NAD(P)H, oxygen as acceptor
Source: RefSeq, a predicted model, not a curated record
AUGCAGUGCAGCCGUGCGGGGGCGGCCCCCUCCAGUGCGGUCCCACUUCUGUGCUGCUGCUGCUGCCACCAGCGAUGCCGGCAGUGCUGCUCUGCUCCUGAUCCUGCUCCUGGCCCUGCUCCUGCUCCUGCUCCUGCUCCUGCUGCUGCAGAGCGGCGGGUUGCGCUUGUCAGCGGCGGCACGCGAGGCAUCGGGUUUGGUAUCGCCACCUGCCUGGCCCGCGACGGCUACAGCCUGGUGCUGGGGUACAACAGUGAUGCGGGGGCAGCUGCCACGGCGCAGCGCAGCCUGCGGGAGCGGUACGGCGUGGCGGUGGAGGUGGUGGGCGGCGACGCCGCGCUGCCCGCCACCUGGGACGCCCUGUUUGACCGCGUGCAGCAGGCCUUUGACGGCCGCCUCACCGCCUUUGUGCACAACGCCGGGCUCUACAUCGGCAUCACCUCUGUCUCUGACGCCCAGCCCCAGAUUCGCGGCGAGGAGGACUGGGAGGCGGCCUUCGGAUACUACCACGACGUCUACGUUCUCGGCUUCCGCCGCGGCCUGGCCGGGGCUCUGGCCUGCCGCGGCCUGCGCCACGUGGUGGCCAUCUCGGCGCAGGGCUGCAACACCACCAUGGGCCCCCACCUUGAAAACGAGGCGCCCGGGCAAGCCAAGGCGGGGCUGGAGUAUCUGGUGCGGCUCCAGGCGCUGGCGCUGGCGAGGCGGGGGGUCAACGUGAAUGCCAUCGUCCCCGGCCUCAUUCGCACAGACGCCUGGUCAAAAGUGCCCGCCUCUGAGGAGCGGCUGCAGCAGAUGGUGGCAGCCACGCUGGCGGGGCGAUGGGGGGCCCCAGAGGAGAUUGGCGAGGUGGCAGCCUUCCUGUGCUCGCCCCGAGCUGCCUUCCUCACCGGCGCCGCCAUCCCUGUCGACGGCGGG